AUUUCGUCACUACUUAUGUACGCAACGGCGAUAAGUGGUAGCCGCGUGGUGACCACGCUGCACUCAGGACACUCACUGAUUGUCGCCCCACAACGACGCACGUGUCCAACUCUCUAUUUGGACUUCAUCUCGGCUUAAAAUAGUGUAACAAUGGUGCUCAGCGGUAUAGUGCGAGUGGCGGCGAGGAUGAGCAGGAGUAGCCUGAGAACACAGUGCUGCCGCCAAGCGGCGAUGUACAGCACGGCCGCAGACAGUAAAGCACGAUACUUCACGAAGAAACACGAGUGGGUGUCAGUGAGUGAAAACAUUGGUACAGUCGGCAUAUCAAGCUAUGCACAAGAUGCAUUAGGCGAAGUGGUGUAUGCCCAGUUACCAGACGUGGGCAGGGAGAUAACGGCAGGAGAGGAGACCGGCGCGUUAGAGAGUGUGAAGGCAGCCAGCGAAAUAUACUCACCGGUUUCAGGAACGGUAGUGGAAAAAAAUGAUUCAGUCGAAUCGACACCGGCACUAAUUAACAAAUCAUGUUAUGAGGAGGGCUGGCUGUUCCGCGUCAAAUUAUCAAAACCUGAAGAAUUGAAACUGUUAAUGGAUAAGGCAGCCUACGACAAAUACUUGGAAGAAUCACAUUGAAAGCUGGAGACACCAUCCAUGCCAUAACACAAAUCAAUACUCAAUUUGUUUCAAAUAAACUAACCUCUUACUUAUAAAAAUAUUAAUCGAUCAGUGAAUAACGAUUAUUUUUACAAUUAAUUAUAAAUAAAUACAUAAUAAUAUGAAACUGAAUGUAAUGUAGCAUUUACAAGUAAGAGGAAUAAAGUAUAACAUUCACAGUGACAGUCCAAACCAAUUGGUAGUUCCCGACCUCAAUUCUGACAGUAUGCAUGUAGCGCUAAGUUCAAGUGUCUUGUGUCCAUUGUCGAGUAAACAGAAUAUAAUUUAAAAUUAUAAAUUUUACAUUUGUCUAUGUUAUUUAGUGUUUGGUUACUUUGAAUAUUUUGUAUAGUGCAAUAAUAAUUAACUAGACAAUGGAGCAAGGACUCUUUUCUAGAAUAAUAUUCUUUCGAAUUAAUUUAUACUUAAUUGCCCUCGACGCGGGCUUAUAAAUAGACAAGAUUUUAUUUUUAUAAUUUAAAACAUAUUUUACAUACGAAUCAUGUUUUAAAUACUAUUAUUAUAAGAUUUAAUAUGUUUGAAAAAAAAAAAACAGCAAUGUAAAAUUAAAUACUGUAAAUACGAA
Molecule: messenger RNA, 1237 nt
Organism: Galleria mellonella (greater wax moth)
Lineage: Eukaryota; Metazoa; Arthropoda; Insecta; Lepidoptera; Pyralidae
Product: glycine cleavage system H protein-like
Exons: 5
Coding region: 151-630 (159 amino acids)
Biological process (GO): glycine decarboxylation via glycine cleavage system; protein lipoylation
Cellular component (GO): glycine cleavage complex; cytoplasm; mitochondrion
Source: RefSeq, a predicted model, not a curated record